UACUCAUUCAUCUCCAAUAUUUCAUUCAUUAUUUUCAUGGGAAUUGGGUUGUUUUUGUGUCCACAGUGUGAUUAAAACGUAAUUGAUAUGCCAAUUAUGCCAAAAUAGAACUCAGACAAGCAUUUUAAAUAGCAUCCUGGCGGAAUAAAACAUUUUACUUGUGUUAAAACAGUUAAUAACCGACCGACCUUGUGUGCGCGAACGUAUGUUAUUUUGGUUGGCAGAUUGAAGAAAAAGUGGAUUAAAUUCUUAUUUGAUAGACUCAUUUAUCAGUCUAGUUUUGUGCAACCGUUGGUGUAAACUCUGAAAACAGUGUGUAUAGAUGGAUUAUUCUUGAGACUGAAGUUCGGCAGUAUUAUGUUUGCUUUUGCGUGUGGUAAAUACCACCUGGAGAGUAGGCGAGCGUUGUCGUGCUCAUCAUGACUAUGUUCCCUUCGUCUGGAACAGGUGCAGGGCCUCAACAAGCGACUGGUCAGGUCGCUCAAAAUGGGAGCACAACACUGCCGAGAUCUCACCAUCAUAGGACAGGUCGGCCACCAACAGCUCCCAAAUCUUACGACUAUCUACUAAAAGUGCUCCUUGUUGGCGAUUCUGACGUGGGCAAGCAAGAAAUCUUGCAAGACUUGGAAGAUGGUUCUGCUGAUUCACCAUUUUGUAGUGGCAGUGCAUACAAAACUACAACAAUAUUGUUAGACGGCAAAAGAGUGAAACUUCAGUUGUGGGACACAUCUGGACAAGGCAGAUUUUGCACCAUCAUACGGUCGUACUCGAGGGGGGCGCAAGGAAUCCUACUUGUUUAUGACAUCACCAACAAAUGGUCUUUCGACAGUAUUGACAGGUGGCUCGAGGAAGUUGAAAAGCAUGCUCCGGGCGUACCGAAAGUAUUAGUCGGGAAUCGUUUACACCUAGCUUUUAAACGACAAGUCCAAGAGCGUGAUGCUGAAUUGUACGCUGCAAAAAACCACAUGGCGUUCUUUGAAGUCAGCCCCCUGUGCGACUUCAAUAUUAGGGAGAGUUUUUGUGAGCUGUCGCGCAUGGCUCUGCACAGGAACGGCAUGGAAAGACUGUGGCGAAGCAACAAAGUGCUGAGCCUGCAGGAGCUGUGCUGCCGCGCGAUCGUGGCGCGCACGUCGGUGUACGGGCUGGAGCGGCUGCCGCUGCCGACGGCGCUGAAGUCGCACCUGAAGUCGUACGCGAUCUCCGCCGCGCCCAGCCGCAGCCGCGCGCGCCCGCACAAGCACGCGCACCACGCGCGCCUCAACUGCACCGGCCGCAACUCCUGCGCCAUCGCUUGAGCACUCGCACGCACCGCAAGGAACUACUCUCAUUGGAUGGCACCACGAUGUCUCAAACACAUGUCGGGAUUAAAUGAAAGGUCUGAUCCAAAAUAUAAAAGAUCCACGACAUUAUCAAAUAUGACUUAAUACACUAAAUAUUCUGAAAUUUAACUCUCAUUGAUUGCCAAUACUACUUUAAACCAUACGUCCCUCUGGUUUUGAUGUAUUUUUCAUACUAGGAGUAUAAUAUGGCUUAAUGGUCCAUAGGUGACGAAAAGUAUUUGGAUCGGAAUUUGUAAAUUGUAAAAUAAAUAUAAUAUUGUAACAUUAUUUUUAAAUUUAUAACCUCGAUAAAUAUUCUAGGAUCUUUAAUUGAAUUGUUAAUUAUAUUAACUUAUUCAAUACUAGUUCGAAUAUAGCACUCAGUUCAUUAAAUAAACCUACCUUAUAUCCUUCAUAACUCAUCUCAAUUAUAAUUGCAACCAAUUACAUCAAUAAGGUGUGUAGUUUCAGUAUAAAUAAUUGUUUAUAACUGCCAGUAUAAUAUUAUUAUUCCGUGUAUUGCAGACAGUAAAAGAUAAAACGUUCCUCAGAUGUUUAUUAGCAUUGUAAAAAUUUAUUUGAGCAUAGAGCUUAUUCAUUUAUUGCGUAACUGGCCGACUACUGAAUUAUCCUAACAUACAAUACAGGCUGUAACUGACAACGGAUUUGUGACUAGCUAUUAGAAUAGAAUAAGGUAUUGUUACUUAACAGAUAUGUGAAUUAAGUGUUAUUUAAUUAUAAUAUUAUGAUUGUCAAUAUUUUGUGACGUUGCGACUGGCGUUCCAUUUGUCUAUGAUUAUUGUACGAAGUUUGACUGUGUACCUACUAUCUACUAAUAACAUUAUACCGUGCCUAGUGACAUCGUUAGAAACCUGAUUAUACAACGGGAGUGCCAUGAAUGUACUUCUGGCGCGCGAUAAUAGAAAUCCCUCUGCAAAUAUCAAACCAAUUUUUACUUACCAUUUAAGUGUAAUUAAUCGAUUAUUAUAAUUUAUUAUUAGCAUGCUUUCAUUAUAAGAAAUUUUAAACAUAUUAUAUUCUUUGCUUCACCUUUGCAUACAUUUAGAGUAUUAUUAUUUUGCACCCUUAAAUAUGCAUCGGUCUUGAUAAUGUGUAGCUUUCAUAUUGUACAAGUCACUUAUUGUCCACUAUUGUAAGGUGUUUAGUUGGUAAGUUCUUAUAAUGUGUAAAUACUUUGGCUAUAUUUGUAAUUAUUCUAUGAGCUAAUUGCAUACCAAAAGUUCAGUCUAAAUUGUUGUCUUAAAGUAUUGGCUAUUUUCAGAUAUAUAUUAUUUACAAUAAGUUAUUGUUUAGGGUAUUAGUCAAAGUAGUCCGCACGUCUGAUAUAUUGUAUAUUUUCUAUAUGGUUGUGUAUGUUUUAGUAUAUGAUGGAAUAUACGUAGUGUACGCUGCAUUUAAAUUUUCAGUUUGUUAUAAUCAUCGCAUUGACACAGUUUCAAAAUCAAGCAAUCAAUGUGACAUAAGUACUGAAUCAUGUCAAUAGCACUAAUUUGGUUCAUUCCGUCCCUAGUAAAUAACGAAACUGAUGUUAAUUGUUUAUGGUAAUCGUCACUACUCAAGUACUCACCAUCCAGAUUUACUUAAUGUACGACUCACAAUCUAAUAUCUUACUGACGUUUCAUUAUAAUAUUAUCAAUUUAACAUAACAUUGGUUUUGGUAUGACCUUAUACAAAUAUUUACCGUCAAUAUUAAAUACAUUUGUAAAUAUUGUGUUACUCCUUUUCAUAUUAUAUAUUGUGAUAAAUUUUAGUUUACAGUUAGCGCAUAAUCCAAAUACAACUAAUGCCAGCUAAAAGUUUGGAUUAGGUCGAUACAGUCAUAACUUUAUUAUAACGCAUUACAGUAAGUUGUGAAAUUAAACUAAUUUAUAAUA
Molecule: messenger RNA, 3214 nt
Organism: Manduca sexta (tobacco hornworm)
Lineage: Eukaryota; Metazoa; Arthropoda; Insecta; Lepidoptera; Sphingidae
Gene: Rab40
Product: ras-related protein Rab-40C
Exons: 5
Coding region: 420-1295 (291 amino acids)
Biological process (GO): intracellular signal transduction; protein localization to plasma membrane
Cellular component (GO): endosome; synaptic vesicle; plasma membrane
Molecular function (GO): GTP binding; GTPase activity
Source: RefSeq, a predicted model, not a curated record